Messenger RNA from Cynara cardunculus var. scolymus (artichoke), 636 nucleotides. RefSeq lists its product as uncharacterized. The record is from RefSeq and is a predicted model, not a curated record. Bases 1 to 636 code for a protein of 211 amino acids. The transcript has a single exon. Lineage: Eukaryota; Viridiplantae; Streptophyta; Magnoliopsida; Asterales; Asteraceae.
AUGGAACAAAAUCUACCAGUUUUACCCAAAAAAGUUUGGAGCUUGAUUCGGGUUCUUUACUUCAUGAUACGUAAAAGCAUAUCCAAGAAGAAGUUGCUGUUGGAUCUCAACAUGAUGAUGAAGCGUGCCAAGAUCGCCGGAAAAGCCUUGCAGAACCUCAUGUUCCACCACCACCAUUACUGGGCGGCGGCGUCCGCCACCAACGGCCGCCCUUCACCGGAAUAUUCCAACCACCUGUGUUUCCCUACCACUCCGCCGGGUGAAUACGAGUUCAGUUGUAGUAACAGUCCUUCUGAUAAAUUAAAAAACUACCCUUUUUCUCUAUUUCCAUUUCACAAGAAGCAACAUUCCGGUAAUCAACCGGCGGCGGAGGGUGUUGACGUGAUGGGUUUUAAUGCGGCGGUGUUGAAGGCAAUGGAGAUGAUUCACAGUGAGACAGCAUCGCCGGCGUUGCCAGGGUUUGGUCGGAGUCCGAUGGUUAGGCAACUAAGGAUCACUGACUCUCCGUUUCCGGUGAGUAGUGUGGACGAUGAUAAGGAGGGUAGCCAUGUGGAUGAGGCGGCUGAGCAGUUCAUAUGUCGGUUUUACAACGAUUUAAAGAUGCAGAAUAGUAAGGCAUCGUUUAGUUCAUCUUAA